This is a messenger RNA of Brenthis ino (lesser marbled fritillary), 243 nucleotides long. NCBI's taxonomy places the organism in Eukaryota, Metazoa, Arthropoda, Insecta, Lepidoptera, Nymphalidae. The record is from the annotation of a GenBank genome assembly.
AUGGCGCUAGAUUUUACAAGAAAACCUCAAAGGGCGCGCGACCGCCAGGUGGCGCCACGUACUGCCGGUUUUAAGACUACGAUGCCCCGGAAAAGAAAAACUAAGGAAGAAGUACGAGAAAAGACUAAAAUAGCACGCAGAAAAAGAUAUGAACAUAUAAAAUCAAACGCUGUCUUAUAUGCUCUAGAAAAAGAAAAGAAACGUCAAAAAUAUACAAGACAAAAGGAACAAUAUUCUGUUCAA